Molecule: messenger RNA, 2308 nt
Organism: Lytechinus variegatus (green sea urchin)
Lineage: Eukaryota; Metazoa; Echinodermata; Echinoidea; Temnopleuroida; Toxopneustidae
Exons: 6
Coding region: 1-2007 (668 amino acids)
Source: RefSeq, a predicted model, not a curated record
AUGAGGUCCUCUGUGAAGGGUGAGAUGGAGCGAGAUCCAACGAUGGAUGCACGUAUUGUUCACUCAGUGGGUGUCAGCAACAAGAAAGAAAUGUCAACGCUGCACCACAAGGAAAGGUCGCUUAAAAGUGCAAAAAAUGUCCAAGAACACAUCCAUCGCAGGGAGGAGAAAGAACUUAUUCGACAGCUCACCAAGCUACAAGAUGAGAAAUGCAGACGACAUCCGGACAUGCUCAAUUCACGCUCUCAGUCUCGAACAAGUUCCCGCCUUUCUGGACCGCGUACGGAUAGCAACACUAAUAUGAUCCUCCAGGUCAAUCAUACAACAGGUCAAUUGCCCGGUGGUGGAAAGUUGACAGGGGGUAAGUCCAUUCACAACGCUUCGGUAGGUUCUCGUUCACAACUGACUGGACACCAAGCUGCGACCCCCUCCGGACUUCAGAGAGGCCGAUCAAGUCAUCAGGCUCUGAUGACCAGGCGACAGUCUGUCGACAUCAUGCGCGAUGGCGUCGGUCCGGUCCCCGGCUCGUCCGGACAGUACACAUCCAUCUCUGAUCUCACACGUGGCCAUGCUGGGAUGACUGGGAUAGGAUCGAAGCAUACGAGUGUUGGAAUCAGUCCUCAGGUUUCCUACGAGCUCAAUCAAGGGCCACCUCCAGUCCACCAACCGGCUGGCUACGGACAUACCAUCAAGGAAUAUGUGAACAGGGAAGGGCUUAACAAGAAAAGACCAGCUCACAGUUACAUGGAACCCAAGGGAAGCUCCAUGCAUCGACGAGCCAGCAUAUCCAUGGAAGAUCGCAUGAAAGGAUCGCAGAUGACGCUUGCCCGACCUGGCGACACUGGAAGUCGAAUCUCCCUCAAUACCUCUAUUCAUAGUCACCACCAAGGGCCAAGGGCGUCGAGUCAUCUGUUGGCAGGUGGUGGACCUCGUUCCAGGGAAUCAGGUCAUAUGAUUGCCGGUCCGCCAACGUCUUCCCACGGCAUGGCUAUACCAAGUCGAUUCCUGCUCAGCAAGCUCUUCAGUGGACAAGCAGUCUUAGAGGAGACUCCAGAACAAGAACGCAAGGAGAGCAAGAAGCAUCGCACGACUCUCGGGACACCCAGUGAUCAUUCGAGUACAGACUCUACUGAAUCAGAAACAGUUCUCAAGCUGGAGUGUCAUGAUGACUUGGUCGAGGGUGAUGUGCCUUCCAGCAGCCAAGGCAGUGAUCACAAAGUCCACUUCAAGGAAGAAAAGAAGCAAGAGGAUAAAGCAGUAGAUGACGCUCCCGCUGCGACAAGGAAAGAGCGCCGAGUUGGUAAAAGUGACCAUGUGGUUGCCGCACGUCGAGAAUCCCCCAGCAAAUUACAAGAGGACAAAAAGAAAUCUAAUCGAAAAUCUGCGCAAACGAAAGAACCAAAGAGUAAAACAAGUCCGCCAAAAGGAAAGAAAACGACGAGUAAGAGUGCUCAUGUCGUUAAGUUAAGCAGUGAGUCCAAACAUGAUCAUGAUUCGGGUCGGGAACACAUCAAGAAAGCCAAAUCUAAAGAUGCUUCACAUAGUCAUAUCCACAUUCCAAUGGAUGUUCUGAAUGAUCUUCGCUCAGCCUUAUACAGCAACAAGGCGGAUGGUGCUGGUGUAAACAUCGAAGAACUCAUCGCCGGCAGUGUCGGCAGCAGCACUGCCUACGACCCUUCUAGCAACUCCGUUCAAAACCGUCGGUUCCGAGCUCAACUUCGCGCGCUGCAGUGCAUUAACUCGCAAGCGGCCGCUCAAAGGCAACAGCACGACGCCGAUCCUGCGAUGAACUUUGACCCGCUUCAAGUCCUGCGAUGUCGCUACUUGCGACUCUCCCAGUCCAACAUUGACACUCUACUUGAAAUGUGCCGCGAGUCGGGCAUCGAGGUCGGCGUCCAUCCUCACAUGAACAUCGAAGACAUUGGGAAAUUUGUGUUUGAUAGUAGGAAACCAAAGUCGAAGACCUCAAGCUCGACUAGUGUCAGUGUGGAGAAAGUUAUUGUUUGAUAAGUUAAUCAAGUGGAAUCAACCCCUCUCUAACCUUAUUAUAUCUAUAUGUUUCAUGUUUUCACCUGUAUGGUAAAUAGUCAUACAACAUACAGCUAAUCAGAAAAAACCUGUCCGUAUGUACACUUUGGAGUAUCUAUCACACUAAACGUCAUUGUAAGUCUGAUUCUGGAUUUUUUUUUCUUUUACAACUUUGAAGUCGUGAACAAAUGUGUAAAUAGAUGUAUUCCAUUUUCGGAGCGUUUUCAAAAUACUUUAAUUUUGUUUUGUGUCAAAGGACGCAUUUGUUUAAUUUCCGAAA